CCUGAGGCAGCGUGGCGGGGGCGGGGUGGCGGUCCAUACCUUGGUGGACUGCAAACCGCUGGGCCAGGGCUGGAGAAGGAUAGAAGGGCGGGAAUAUAUCUUAGGGCUGGGAUUGGAGGAUGAGGGAUGAUGAGCUGUGGGGAGGCCUAGAGGGAGUGGAGAGAAUGUGAGAGCAAAUCGAGGGGACGUGAGGGUUCAGUAGAAGUACUGAAAAGUUGGGGACAGUCCCUGGGAGAACUGGGAAAGCACAAUCUGCAUCCUUUCUCCCUCGUGUUCCUGGGAAGGAAAAAGAAGAAACACUGACAUUUACUGAGCGUUUGCUUUUGGAUCAACUUUCCUGUCCUAAACCUGUCUAAGGAUCCCCUGAAGACUCCUGGGAGGCUGGACCAUGGUACCAGAACUGCUUUCAUUCAUCAUCGGGAGCAAGUGUGGAAGAGGUGCAUCAGUGUUUGGCGUGACAUGGGUCUAUUUGGGGUGCUGAAUGAAAUUGCCAACUCGGAGGAGGAGGUGUUUGAGUGGGUGAAGACUGUGUCCAGCUGGGCCCUAUUACUCUGCCGAUGGGCCUCCUCCCUUCAUGGGUCCCUGUUCCCACACCUGUCUCUCAGGAGUGAAGAUCUGAUUGCUGAAUUUGCCCAGGUCACAAACUGGUCCAGCUGCUGCUUGCGGGUCUUUGCAUGGCACCCCCACACCAACAAGUUUGCUGUGGCCCUGCUUGAUGACUCAGUCCGUGUGUACAAUGUCAACAGCACCAUAGUCCCCUCUCUGAAGCACCGGCUGCAGCGAAAUGUGGCAGCUCUGGCCUGGAAGCCCCUCAGUGCGUCUGUCUUGGCUGUGGCCUGCCAGAGCUGCAUUCUUAUCUGGACCCUGGACCCCACUUCCUUGUCCACCAGACCCUCUUCUGGCUGUGCCCAAGUGCUCUCUCACCCUGGGCACACACCUGUCACCAGUUUGGCCUGGGCCCCCAGUGGGGGGCGGCUGCUCUCAGCUUCCCCUGUGGAUGCUGCUAUCUUGGUAUGGGAUGUCUCGACAGAGACCUGUGUUCCCCUCCCCUGGUUUCGGGGAGGUGGGGUUACCAACCUGCUGUGGUCCCCAGAUGGUAGCAAAGUCCUGGCUUCUACUCCUUCGGCUGUCUUUCGAAUCUGGGAGGCCCAGAUGUGGACUUGUGAGAGGUGGCCUACUCUGUCAGGGCGAUGUCAGACUGGCUGUUGGAGCCCAGAUGGAAACCGGCUGCUGUUCACUGUAUUGGGGGAACCACUGAUUUACUCCUUGUCAUUCCCAGAACGUUGUGGUGAGGGAAAGGGGCGAGUUGGAGGUGCAAAAUCAGCAACAAUUGUGGCAGAUCUGUCUGAGACAACAGUACAGACACCAGAUGGAGAGGAAAGACUCGGGGGAGAGGCUCACUCCAUGGUCUGGGACCCCAGUGGGGAGCGGCUGGCUGUGCUCAUGAAAGGAAAUCCACGGGUCCAGGACGGUAAGCCAGUCAUCCUCCUUUUUCGCACUCGAAACAGUCCUGUGUUUGAGCUACUUCCUUGUGGCAUUAUCCAGGGGGAGCCAGGAGCCCAGGCCCAGCUCAUCACUUUCCAUCCUUCCUUCAACAAAGGAGCUCUGCUCAGUGUGUGCUGGUCCACAGGCCAAAUUACCCACAUCCCUAUGUACUUCGUCAAUGCCCAGUUUCCACAUUUUAGCCAGGUGCUUGGCAGAACCCAAGAGACCCCAUGUGGGGGUGGAGGUUCUAUUCAUGAUCUGCCCCUCUUUACUGAGACAUCCCCAACUUCUCCUUGGGACCCUCUCCCAGGGCCACCACCUGCUUGGUCCCACUCCCCUCACUCCCACUUCUAACAAUAAAGAUUUCCUUCUGUGUUUUCCACUCACUCAA
This is a messenger RNA of Artibeus jamaicensis (Jamaican fruit-eating bat), 1876 nucleotides long. RefSeq names its product aladin WD repeat nucleoporin (gene AAAS). Gene Ontology annotation, cellular component: nuclear pore. The record is from RefSeq and is a predicted model, not a curated record. The transcript has 16 exons. Gene Ontology annotation, molecular function: protein binding. Gene Ontology annotation, biological process: nucleocytoplasmic transport. The coding region runs from base 460 to 1839 and encodes 459 amino acids. NCBI's taxonomy places the organism in Eukaryota, Metazoa, Chordata, Mammalia, Chiroptera, Phyllostomidae.